AUGGCCCUAGGUCAAUUCCAUCCCCGGAUGAUACAUGCACAGGCCGUAGAAUCAUACUACGAAAACCUUGCAAAUGAGAGCACGAAGGUGCUCGAGGCUCAGAAAGCGGCUGCACUGCAGGUGCGCGAGGCUCAGGAAGCGGCCACGCUGCAGCUUACCAAAGAAGUCGCAGGUUGCGUAGCUUCUCCACCUCCGAGCUCGCCUUUCUCCCUCGGUUCUAGCAUGGAUGAUUCGUACUCAGCUAGCGAAAAGGAUUAUCCGAGGAGAGAGGCUCCUGGGGUUGAUUCUGAUGAUGCGAGUGAGGCUUUUGUGAGUCAAGCUGCAAGCCCGAGUAGGAGCGCUGUUAGUGCGUCUUCGGAUGGUGGGGUUGAACUUGGGGGAGGCAAUUCGUCAGACGGUGGAGUGGAGCUUGAAGAGGAUGAUUCGUCAGAUGGCGGGGUUGAGCUUGAAGGGGGCGAGGGGGAGGGUGAGGUGGAAGGGAAGGCGAAGGGUAAGGGUAAAGGAAAGGCUCGGAAGUAG
Molecule: messenger RNA, 519 nt
Organism: Parastagonospora nodorum SN15
Lineage: Eukaryota; Fungi; Ascomycota; Dothideomycetes; Pleosporales; Phaeosphaeriaceae
Exons: 1
Coding region: 1-519 (172 amino acids)
Source: RefSeq, a predicted model, not a curated record